AUGAAAAGUAAUAAAACAAAUUUUUAGCUUUUUAUUAUUUUAGCAAUAAUAAAUCUAACAUUAAGCCAAAGCCAAGUACUUAUAGGCUCAUAUUAGACUAGUAAUCCAUUUACUAAAGAAUUUAAAAAUAGCGAAUGGAAUAAUAAUCUUGAUUUUGCUUUUUAUGGUUGGUUGAAAAUAACUACUUUUCCUCCUCCUGCUUCUUGGUCUACUGGUUUUCAUUUUACAAGCAAUUCUCCUGAUGUUUGGACUGAUCAAUAUAAUUAUGGCGAUAGAGUCUUAGCUUUUUUUAAUGACAAUAAUAAUAUUAUAAAUCCUACGUAUACAACUUACUCAGCAAAUCCCUCCACCAAUAUAUGGAGUCAAGUUUCUUUCUCUACCCCAGAAUUGAACUAGUGGAUUUUUAUUUAUUUAUCAUAUGGUUCUUAAUAAUAAGCUUAAUAUGCCUACUAUAAAUUUCCAUCACAUGAAGUAAGAUCAAAAUUAAUAAAUAUUGUACAUUCUACAUCUAAUUAUUACUAUCUUUAUGUGGGAAAAACAAGUCCCUACUAUUAUUUCAUGGGUCAAAUAUGUGGUUUUUAUUUAAUAGCAGGGCCUACUGCUUAUAGAGAAUCAGGAUUUGAUCAAUUCUUAACUCUUCAAACUUAAGAUGCUAUUAGCUGUAGUUAUUGCUUAUCUGAUUUUUAUAUACCAUAAUAGACAUGCGUUCAAUGGUGCCCUAAUAAUUACAGAGCAAAUAUUGUAUAAAAAACUUGCGACUAAUGUUCUACAUAUACUUCUGAUUGUUAAACAUGCGCUCCUACUUGUAAAUCUUGCUAAUUUGGAAAUAAAGAUAUCUGUUUAGAUUGCUAAGAAACUAUGAACAUAUCCAACGGAACAUGUGUUUGCAAAAAUGGAAUAGAUAAUAGAAAUAUUUUCUACUAAUGUAGUAAUGAUAAUAUUGCAGUCUUAUAGGCAAAUUUAGCAAGCGAUAGUCCUACCCUUACAAUUAAUUUCGGAGUUCCUUUGAAAAACAAUAAUUUUAGUUGCAGUUAAAUUUUUUAGCCAAAUACUUUGGGUCAGCUGGGUUCUAAUCCUGUUUGUACUAUAAACUAAGCAAAUAUUACUAUCGCUUUAAGUCAAGACGCUAAUAUAACAGAAACUUAAUAAAUUUCAUUUUUACCUAAUGUUCUUUAGUAUUAAGGCAAUAAUAAUUUUAUUAAUACUUUCUAUUUAUUCAGCUUUAAUUAGUUAAAAGACAUUCCCUUUUAAAUGAACUACAAGUAUGAUGAAAUACAAAACACUUGUUAUGAUAUCACUUUUCAGUUGAUUCCAUAAAAUGAUGCAAAAAGAGGAUUUAAUUCAAUAGUGUGGAGUAUUUAAGCAUAACCAACUUUAGAUUCACAAAUAUAAUUGCAGGUUGAUAAUAUAGUAAAAACAGCAAAUGAUAAUAUUAAUCCUAAUUUAAUUAUUCCUAAAUAUUUAAUACCAUCUAACACUAAUAUUAAAGCUACUGUUAACUAUUUCAUGAGAGUCAAUGUUAAUGGAACUUUGUCAUUUUCUACUUUAUAUUAAAAAUAUUAUCAAAUAGUAAUUCAAACCAUUUAAAGUGCAUAACCACCAGUUUAUAGAUAUAUGGAUUUGACUUUUAAAUUCAACCUAUACACACAAGUAUGCGAUUAAACAGGAAGUGUUAUAGUUUUUGAACCAUAUGACAUUUAAAUAAUUUCACAGGUUUUACCUAACUUGAACUAAAGCUAUUAUUAAACCUCAUAGCAAGACUUUUAAGUUAAUGUUUAAAAAUAUGAGAUUCCAUUCAACACAGCAUUUGAUUUGCAAGUUUCUGCUGUGUUAGAUAGCAAUAAAACAAUAUCUUAGUAGACUAAUAUAAAUAUUACUCCUUAAUUAUCUAAGCUUUUAGUAUAGAUUACUAGUGGAUAAGGUGGAUAGAAUGGUUUGUUUAAUUACAAAAAGGAUUUGAAUUUGACAGGUACUGCGAGAGACUUAGAAAUUUAGGAUCCAAAUAUCCCUUAAGGAAUAAACUUAAGUUGGUAAUGCUAGUCAUUAAUAUAGUAAUAAAAUGGAGAGAGAGAAUGCCUUGACUACAACAACAAUACAGUAACUCUAGCUUAGAAUAGCCUUAGUACUGUUGUACCGGCAUAUACAUUUAUUCCCUAUUAAACUCUAUAGUUCUCAUUAGUUGGAAGCAAGGAUACAAGAACUAGUUUUAGUAAUAUAACAGCUAUUAUUGCUGAAAUUGACAUUCCGCCUCUAUUUGUUUAAUUUCGAGAUAUAUCUUAAUUAUAGCAAGUCAACCUCAAUGAUGAUAUAUUUGUUACACUUCAGUAUGGAAGUGAUAUUUCAUCAGAUGAUAUUCAAUAUGCUGGAGCAGUGUUAUAUAAUAAUGCCGAGGUUGGAAUUAUAAAAUUUGAUUUUUAUGAAGUUAAAUUUAGGAUUUGGGAUUAUUUUAAUUCUGUUACUCCAGAUAAUCCUGUAGUAUAGGUUAGGUUCACUGCUUAUAAUCCUUCAUUUUAUAUGCCUAGUAUGACUACAAAAAAAUUUAAUAUCAACUUACCUCCUGCCAACUGUGUUUUCACAGUUAGUCCAACUUCUGGAAAAGCUUUAGAAACUAUAUUUAAUAUAUAAAUGAGUGGGUGUACAAGUUCUGAUAAUUCAUUAACCUACUAAUUCUUUUACUAUCAAAAUAAUAGUGAUUUUCAGCAGGAAAUUUUGGUCCCUAAUAACAUACUUAGGAGACAAAUAUAAGAUUAGUCUUUAGAAAGUCAAUUAAAUACAGUUUUACCCUCUGGAAAUUUGACUAUAAUGGGGUAAGUAAUGAAUUCUAAACUUUCAAUUUUUAAUUCAACAUUAGAAAUUAAAGUUACUCCUUUUGAUCAAGGAGAGUAAUAAAUAAAUAACAUCAUUGAUUAAAUGCUCUAGUAGCUAAAUAGCUAAUACCCAAGAUAAUCGCUUUUGAAUCUGUGUUUUCUUGGUGAAGAAAUCUCUAAAAACAAUCCAGUAUAUUAGUUAAAUUCUGUUAACUAUAGAAAAUCUUUGGUGAUUUCACAGAUAAUUAGCUAAACAAACUCUCUCCCAAAGUAGUCAAAUCUUUUUACAUACUCAAAUAAAGUUAUUUCUUAGCUUUAACUUUCCUUAAAUAACCAAUAAGAUAGCUAAUCGUUAAUCUUACUCAACUAUAUAAAUUAAACAUUAGAAAAUACAAUACUGUUAAUGUAAGACUCUAGCAACUUACUCUUAAAUAAUAAUAAUAAUAUUGUACUUUAAAACUUAGUUGACAGCUUUAAAAUGCUUAAUUCAACUACCAAAAUUAUAUCUUAUAGCUUAUUACCUAAUUAAAUGAACUUAUCAGACUAAAUAUGUGGACUGUUAGCUAAUAUAACUCUUCCUAAUACUGGAGGUAUUUAACUACAAGGAAAUCUAAUAGAAUUAAACUGCUAACAAAUUACAGAAAAAAAUCUUAAUUAAUAUAUUGAUGAGUUAGAUUAUUUUUAAACAAAAACAACUAAUAUUUAUAGAAUUACAUACAGCACAUAUUCAUAAAAUCCAUACAGUCAAACAACUGAAUUUUUAAACUAUACAGACUAACUAUAAAUAUUGUAGCCAAAUAUAACAAUUUCUAAAAAUCCUGUCAUAAUACCUCAAAUUGAAUAUGUUAAUAGUAAUAAAAGAUUUCUUAGUAUAAACAAUAGCAGUUUGAAUUAGAAUUCAACUUAUAUUUACACAUUUUCUAACGUUAAUAAAUCAUAAAAUAAAUUAACUUGUCUCUAAAAAUAAGUAAAUUAAUGGUCUUCUUCAAACUGUUAGGAACUAAAUAGAACAGGAACAAGUAGGUUCUACUGUUAUUGCAAAGAUAAAACUCCUACAACAAUUACUGAUAAUCUAGAAGAGUUAAUAAAAAAUAAAAAUUUAUAAACUGCGUUUAGUUCAUAAGGCUUUAACAAUAUAUCAAACUUUAAAAAUUUUUAUAAAUAUGCAGCUUUUUGGAUUCUGAGUACUGCAACAUUAAUAUUAAUUGGAUUAUACUUUUAUGGAAAGCACCUUGAUAGAAAAUUUAUUUUUCAUUCUAUUUAAAGAAUCGCUCCUGCUACUGCUAUUGAUAAUGGCCAAAGCUUAAUUAAUUUAUAAAAUAGAAUAAAAGCUAACUAACAAAAUAAAGGUGGAAACAAUACUAACAGAAAUGAAAUUUUUUCUUAAAAUUAACUGAUUCAAUAAGAAAAUAAAAAUCUAUAUUUAUAAUAUGGUAUUGAUUCACAAUAAUAAAUAAUAAAUAAUAUAAAAGUAGAAUCAAAUAAGUAGUUUCCUUUUUAAGAAACCCCUUUUUAAACUACUAUAAAUACUCCAGACCUUUAAUUAAUUAAAAAAUCUAAAUAGGAGAAUUAAGAAAUUUAAAACAUCAAUCAUUAAAUUUAAAUAGUAAAUUUAAAUGACUAAUAAGAUUAUAAUAGAGAUGACUUGUAGCAUCAAUAAUAAAAAUAAUAACAAAAACAAAUCUAAUAGUGGAAUGGGUAGGCAAAUUAAUAAAAAUAAAAUAUUUAAUAAUAAGAUAGUAUAAGCAAUCAGUAGAGCUAACUUGAUAAUUAGUUUGAGCUUUAACUAUAAAAAUUUUAAAACUAAAUAGGAACAUUAGAGACUAUUACAAAAAUUGUUGCUUAGCCUUUUUCAACUUUAAACUUAUAAUAAAAAAUUUAAUAAGAAACGAAAGAUUUACAAAUAGGUGAUAAAUAACUGCACUCAAACAAGUAAAAAGUUUAAAACCCAAGUGAAAGUGUUUAAAAUACAUCUGAAUAAAAUUUUAAAAAUGAAGCAGAUAAAUAAAAUGAAAUGGAAACACUAUUAAAAUAACUGAAUGAUUAAAACCAAAGCCAGGUACUUAUAGGUUCAUAUUCGACUGGUAAUUCAUACACUAAAGAAUUUAAAAAUAGCGAAUGGAAUACUAAUCUUGAUUUUGCUUUUUAUGGUUGGUUCAAAAUAACUUCUUUUCCUACUUCUUUUUGGUCUAUUGGUUUUCAUUUUACAAGCAAUGCUCCUAAUGUUUGGAAUGAUAAAUAUAAUUAUGGUGAUAGACUCUUAACUUUUCAUAAUGACAAUAAUAAUUUGAUCAAUCCUACAUAUACAACUUACUCAGCAAAUCCCUCUCCAAAUGUAUGGAAUGAAGCUCCUUACUCUACCUCAGAUUUUAACUAGUGGAUUUUUAUUUAUUUAUCGUAUGGUUCAUAAUAAUAAGCUUAAUAUGUCUACUAUAAAUUUCCAUCACGUGAAGUUGGAUAAAAAUUGACAAAUAUUAUACAUAACACAUCAAAUUACUAUUAUCUUUUUGUGGGAAUUACAAAAGCUCCUUACACUUAUUUCAUAGGUCAAAUAUGUGGUCUUUAUUUAAUAGCAGGGCCUACUGCUUAUAGAGAAUCAGGAUUUGAUCAAUUCUUAACUCUUCAAACUUAAGAUGCUGUUAGCUGUAGUUAUUGCUUAUCUGAUUUUUAUAUACCAUAAUAGACAUGCGGUCAAUGGUGCCCUAAUAAUUACAGAGCAAAUCUUGUAUAAAAAACUUGUGACUAAUGUUCUACAUAUACUUCUGAUUGUUAAACAUGCGCUACUACUUGUAGAUCUUGCAAAUUUGGAAAUAAAAAUAUCUGUUUAGAUUGCUAUGAAACAAUGAACAUAUCCAACGGAACAUGUGUUUGCAAAAAUGGAAUAGAUAAAAGAAAUAUUUUCUACUAAUGUAGUAAUGAUAAUACUGCAGUCUUAUAGGCCAAUUUAGCAAGCGAUACUCCCACCCUUACAGUUAACUUUGAAGUUCCAUUGCAAAAUAAUAAUUUGAGCUGCAGUUAAAUUUUUUAGCCAAAAACUUUGGGUCAGCUGGGUUCUAAUCCUGUUUGUACUAUAAGCUAAGCAAAUAUUACUAUCGCCUUAAGUCAAGAUGCUAAUAUAACUGAAACUUAAUAAAUUUCAUUUUUACCUAAUGUUCUUUAAUAUUAAGGCAAUAAUAAAUUAAUUAAUACUUUCUAUUUAUUCAGCUUUACUUAGUUAAAAGACAUUCCCUUUUAAAUGAACUACAACUAUGAUGAAAUACAAAACACUUGUAAUGAUAUCACUUUUCAGUUGAUUCCAUAAAAUGAUGCAAAAAGAGGAUUUAAUUCAAUAGUGUGGAGUAUUUAAACAUAACCAACUUUAGAUUCACAAAUAUAAUUGCAGGUUGAUAAGAUAGUAAAAACAGCAAAUGAUAAUGUUAAUCCUAAUUUAAUUAUUCCUAAAUAUUUAAUACCACCUAACACUAAUAUUAAAGCUACUGUUAACUAUUUCAUGAGAGUCAAUGUUAAUGGAACUUUGUCAUUUUCUACUUUAUAUUAAAAAUAUAAGCAAAUAGUAAUUCAAACCAUUUAAGGCGCGUAACCACCAAUUUAUAGAUAUAUGGAUUUGACUUUUAAAUUCUACCUAUACACAUAAGUAUGCGAUCAAACAGGAAGCAUUAUAGUUUUUGAACCAUAUGACAUUUAAAUAAUUUCAAAGAUUUUACCUAAUUUAAACUAAAGCUAUAAUUAAACCACUUAACAAGACUUUUAAGUUAAUGUUAAAUAAUAUGAGAUUCCAUUCAACACAGCAUUUGAUUUGCAAGUUUCUGCCGUAUUAGAUAGUAAUAAAACAAUAUCUCAGUAGACUAAUAUAAAUAUUACUCCUUAAUUAUCUAAGCUUUUAGUUUAGAUUACUAGUGGAUAAUGUGGAUAGGAUGGCUUGUUCAAUUACAAAAAGGAUUUGAAUUUGACAGGUACUGCGAGAGAUUUAGAAAUCUAGGAUCCAAAUAUCCCUUAAGGAAUAAACUUAAGUUGGUAAUGCUAGUCAUUAAUAUAGUAAUAAAACGGAGAAAGAAAAUGCCUUGACUACAGGAACAAUAUAGUAACUCUAGGUUAGAAUAGCCUUAGUACUGCUGUACCUGCCUAUACUUUUACUCCAUAUUAAACUCUAUAGUUCUCAUUAGUUGGAAGCAAAGAUACAAGAACUAGUUUUAGUAAUAUGACAGCUAUAAUUGCUGAAAUUGACAUUCCGCCUCUAUUUGUUUAAUUUCAAGAUAUAUCUUAAUUACAGCAAGUCAACCUCAAUGAUGAUAUAUUUGCUACACUUCAGUACGGAAGUGAUAUUUCAUCAGAUGUUAUUGAAUAUGCUGGAGCAGUUUUAUAUAAUAAUGCCGAGGUUGGAAUUAUAAAAUUUGAUUUUUAUGAAGUUAAAUUUAGGAUUUGGGAUUAUUUUAAUUCUGUUACUCCAGAUAAUCCUGUAGUAUAGGUUAGGUUCACUGCUUAUAAUCCUUCAUUUUAUAUGCCUAGUAUGACUAUAAAAAAUUUUAAUAUCAACUUACCUCCUGCCAACUGUGUUUUCACAGUUAGUCCAACUUCUGGAAAAGCUCUAGAAACUUAGUUUAGUAUAUAAAUGAGUGGAUGUACAAGCUCAGAUAAUGCAUUAACCUACUAAUUCUUUUACUAUUAAAAUAAUAGUGAUUUUAAGUAGGAAAUUUUAGCUCCUAAUAACAUACUUAGGAGAUAAAUAUAAGAUUAGUCUUUAGCAAAUCAACUAAAUACAAUUUUGCCGUCAGGAAAUUUGACUAUUAUGGGAUAAGUUAUGAAUUCAAAACUUUCAAUUUUUAAUUCAACUGUAGAAAUUAAAGUGACUCCUUUUGACCAAGGAGAGUAAUAAAUAAAUAACAUCAUAGAUUAAACGCUUUAGCAGCAAAACAGUUAAUAUCCUAGAUAAUCGCUUUUGAAUCUUUGUUAUCUUGGUGAAGAAAUCUCUAAAAACAAUCCAGUAUAUUAGUUAAAUUCUGUUAACUAUAGAAAAUCUUUGGUGAUUUCACAGAUAAUUAACUAAACAAGCUCUCUCCCAAAGUAGUCAUAUCUGUUUACAUACUCGAAUAAAGUUAUUUCCUAGCUUUAACUUUCUUUAAAUAGCCAAUAAGAUAGCUAAUCAAUAAACUUACUCAACUAUAUAAAUUAAACAUUAGAAAAUACAAUGAUGUUAAUGUAAGAUUCUGGUAACUUACUCUUAAAUAAUAAUAAUGUUGUACUUUAAAACUUAGUUGAUAGCUUUAAAAUGCUUAAUUCGACAACCCAAAGUAUUUCUGAUAGUUUAUUACCUAGUUAAAUGAACAUAUCAGACUAGAUAUGUGGUUUGUUAGCUAAUAUAACUCUUCCUAAUACUGGAGGUAUUUAACUACAAGGAAAUCUAAUAGAAUUAAACUGCUAACAAAUUACAGAAAAAAAUCUUAAUUAAUAUAUUUAUAAAUUAGAUGGUUUUUAAACAAAGACAACUAAUAUUUACAGCAUUACAUACAGCACAUAUUCAUAAAAUCCUUACAGUCAAACAUCUGAAUUUUAAAAUUAUACAAAAUAAUUAUAAUAAUUGUAGCCAAAUAUAACAAUUUCUAAAAAUCCUGUAAUAAUACCUUAAAUUGAAUAUUUAAAUAGUAAUAGAAGAAUUCUUAGUAUAAGUAAUAACAACAAUUUAAAUUAGAAUUCAACUUAUAUUUACACAUUUCCUAACGUUAGUAAAUCAUAAAAUAAAUUAACGUGUCUCUAAAAAUAAGUAAAUUCAUGGUCUUCUUCAAAAUGCUAAAUACUAAAUAGUACAGAAAUGAGUGGGUUCUAAUGUUAUUGCAAAGAUAAAACUCCUACAACUAUUACUGAUGAUCUAGAAUAGUUAAUACAAAAUAAAAAUUUAUAAACUGCAUUUAGUUCAUAAGGUUUUGAUAAUAUAUCUAAUUUUAAAUAUUUUUAUAAAUACGCAGCUUUUUGGACUCUGAGUGCUGUAACAUUAUUAUUAAUUGGCUUAUUCUUCUAUGGGAAGCACCUUGAUAGAAAAUUUAUUUUUCACUCUAUUUAAAGAAUAGCUCCUACUCCUGCUACUGAUAAUGAUCAAAGCUUAAUUAAUCCUUAAAAAAGAAUAUAAACUAAUUUAGAUAACAAGAAUGAAAACAAUACAAACAGAGAUGAGAAUUUUUCAUUAAAUUAACUAAAAUAAUAGGAAAAUAAAUAUUUAUAUUUAUAAUAAGGUAUUGAUUCACAAUAAUAAAUAAUUAAUAAUAUAAAUAUAUAAUCAAAUAAGUAGUUUCCUUUUUAAGAAACCCCUAUUUAUACUCCUAUAAAUACUCAAGACCUUUAAUUAAUUUAAUAAUCUUAAUAGGAAAAUUAAGAAAUUUAAAACAUUUAUAAUUAAAUGUAAAUAGUAAAUUUAGACAACUAAUAAGAUUAUAAUAAAGAUAACUUGUAGCUUUAAUAAUAAAACUAAUAAAAAAAUCAACUCAAAUAGUUCUAAGAAUAGGGAAAUUAAUAAAAAUAAAAUAUUUAAUAAUAAGAUAGCUUAAGCAAUAAAUCAAGCUAACUUGAUAAGUAAUAUGAGAUUUAGCUUUAAAAAUUUUAAAACUAAAUAGGAACAUUAGAGACUAUAACAAAAAUAGUUGCUUAACCUUUUUCAACUUUAAACAUAUAAUAAAAUAAUUAUUACACCACAUAAAACAAUUUAAAUAUAAAUAAUAAAUAAAUUUAUUAAUAAAAUAAUUUUGAAGACUAUGAUAAUUGUAAAUUUUAAAAAGAAUAAUAAAUUUAAUAAUAAACGAAAGAAUUACAGAUAAGUGAUAAAUAACUGCAUUCAAACAAGUAAAAAGUUUAAAAUCCAGGCAAAAGUGUUUAAAAUUCUUCUGAAUAAAAUUUAAAAAGUGAAGCAGAGAAAUAAAAUGAAAUGGAAACACUAUAAAAAUAGUUGAAUGAUCAAAAGUAGAAGCUUGCAAAUAAAUCGUUAUUAAUUAGAAUUAUUGUGUUCCAUGAUUUUUUUAACAUAUUUUACAGCUAUGAUCCUAAACUAUCCAGAGCAAUUAGAUUUAACAUAUUUUACCUUAGAAUAAUUCACUCUUUAUGCUUAACAACCAUUUUUGAUGAGAGCUAUAAUAUAGAUUAGAAAAUAAUUUUAUCUAUAAUUAGCUCAAUCAUUUUAGUCACAGGAGUAACAAUUAUAACUCUGAUACAUAAAAUCAAAAUAAUAGGUUAAAAGAUAUCAGCUAUAUUUUUAAUUUGCCUUCUUUUGUUUUAUUACUAUAUAAUUUUAUCUAUCAUUAGCGGAGAGGAAGCCAAUUAAGCGAAUUCUAAAACUUUAUCAUUUUUGUUAAUAGUAGGGAUUGAUUUUUUCGGAAUUCUAACUCUUAUGUCUGUUUUAAAAUUAAGUUUAGUUUUAUACUCAUAGCAAGAACAAAGUAAAUAGACAUUAAUAAAGUCUCUUUUUAAGAUAUUCGAUUUAUAGAUCUUACUAUAAAAUUUAAAUGUUUGA
Tetrahymena thermophila SB210 is the source of this 10299-nucleotide messenger RNA. Its product is annotated as REJ domain protein. The transcript is spliced from 8 exons. NCBI's taxonomy places the organism in Eukaryota, Ciliophora, Oligohymenophorea, Hymenostomatida, Tetrahymenidae. The record is from RefSeq and is a predicted model, not a curated record.